AAAAAAAACCUUUUUCAUAUAUGCCGAAAGACUCACUGUUGGCACACACACCCUCUCUCUCUGUCUCUCUCUCUUUCUUUUUAGUCUGCUUUUUGGGUAUCCUCUCUGUUGACGAGUGUUGUUACCUACGCUGUGAGUCUGUGAUUGUUCGUCCUCUGUCGAUCUGCACGAAAGGGCUUCGCUAAUUCCUCCAUAUACAAUAAUAAUCUUAUAGUUUUUUGUUGUCUAUACAAAAUACCCACAUAUAUACAUGAAUUAUACAUAUGUACACACACAUAUAAAGGAAUUGUGAAACGAAAGUAGACAGCUUUAUACCCAAUGGAGGCCAUUAAAAAGCAAGCAACCAAACUAAGGGAACAAGUAGCCAAACAGCAACAGGCAAUUCUGAGACAGUUGGGACAUUUAGGUUAUGAAGCUGCCUUGGUUGAUGAUGCUGAACUUCAGUGUCACCAGCAACUUCAAAAUCUUUACAUUUCUACAAGAUCAGCUAAGCAUUUUCAAAAAGAUAUUGUACGUGGUGUUGAAGGUUUUAUUUCAACAGGCAAAAAACAAAUGGAGAUUGCAAGAAAAUUAGCUGAAGAUUGUUGCAAGUAUGGGACUGAGAAUCAAAGUGCCGGAUCUCCUCUUGCAAGGGUUGCUUUUCAGUUUGGUACCUCACACAGAUCAAUGGAAAAUGAGAGGGAGGCAAUGCUCGGAAUCCUUGGUAGUCAGGUUUCUGAGCCAUUACGGGCAUCAAUAACAGGAGCUCCUUUGGAGGAUGCUCGCCAUUUGACUCAUCGUUAUGACAGACUCCGCCAAGAAGUGGAAGCACAGGCAGUUGAAGUGAUAAAGCGUCAAUCAAAGUGUAAAGAUCCUUCCAUUUCAGCAGAGAUUUCAAUAAAGCUUCAAAAUGCAGAAAGAAAAUUGAAUGAACUUAGGUCUGCAUUGAUGGCCCUUGGAAGGGAAGCAAUCACUGCUAUGUUGUCAGUGGAGGAUCAGCAGCAAAGGACCACUUUCCGAAAGCUUCUUACCAUGGUGGGUGCUGAGAAAUCUUAUCAUCAAAACAUCAUUGCCACUUUGGAUGAGCUACAUGCUGAGAUGAUACUGGAGAAGCAACUAAACGAGUCUUCAUCGCAAUCAGUGACUAUGCAGAGAGAUGCAGAUGUUUCACCUGUGCUUGAUGAUACUAUUUCAGAUGGACCUGAUGUUCCUCAAGAUGAGCAUCAAAAUGAUACCUACUUCAUUGCGAAAGUUAUACACUCAUUUGAUGCUCAAGCAGAAGGUGAACUAAGUCUUUCAGUUGAUGACUAUGUUGUAGUUCGCCAGGUGGCUCCUACGGGAUGGUCUGAAGGUGAAUGCAAGGGUGAAGCUGGAUGGUUUCCCUCUGCAUAUGUAGUAAGGCAAGAUAAAGCUCCACCACCGAGUAAGGCAAUGGAAGCAAAUUCAUCACCCUGAAUUCUGCAUUCUGUUGUUAUGCCGCUUUGCUCUAAAGAGUGUAUACUUUGGCAGUUAUGCAACAAUGGCAUAGUGAUGGUGGAGUGGAUAAUGGUUGUUGUGAUAGAUGGUAGAGGGGUGGUGGUGCUGAGGUAGGAGGGGGUGACCAUUGCUGCAGAUGGUGUGCAUGAAUAGUUGUAGGUCGGUACUUAUGGCGACGAUGACAAUGAUUGUAAGGUAGUUGUUGCUUUUCACAUAAAAAUGUAACUUUUCCUCUUUUCCCCCCAACAGACUUUACUCCCAAAAAAAAUAAAAAAAUCUAAAGCACUCUGUUUGAAUAUAUCAAUACAAUAUUUAAGUACACAAGCCACUGAAUACAAUAUUUACAGAAAAAGUGCAUACCAAAUUGGCAAAACUAAACAUAUAAAUAAAUAAUUUUGCAUAUUCUUCCAAGGGGACCAAUUAUUGUGAUCCGAAAAUAAUAUACAAAAAUGGCAACAACAAACAAUCUUUCUGAAACAUGGCAUAAACUAAUUUAGAAAAUGUCAUGUACAUUUAAUUUGGGAAUACAGCUAGAGAGGGAUUACAGAAACAUAUAAAGGAGAACAGGAAAGGAGAAAAAGGAUGAAAUAGAUCACUCUCACAAGUGGAAAUUGCAUUCAUGAGUAGAAAGAAAACCGAGCAUGCAUCCAAACUGACCUGUAAUGCCAUUCACGACAAACCACCAACUCCAUAGACAACUAG
Messenger RNA from Camellia sinensis, 2157 nucleotides. The record is from RefSeq and is a predicted model, not a curated record. NCBI's taxonomy places the organism in Eukaryota, Viridiplantae, Streptophyta, Magnoliopsida, Ericales, Theaceae.